AUGAUUCUAACCAAAGGAACGCCACCAUGGCUAAUCAGCAAAGUAAUGGAGGCCAUUAGAGGCAAAAAGGCAUCCUUUAAAUGUGAAAGUCAAAUCCAAGCAAGAAUACAAGAAGGUACACAAACUCUCGCAAGUAUAAUAAGGGAAGACAGCAAAGAAUUUGAGAAGCAACUUGUUAAUGAUGCAAAAACUAAUAAUAAAAACAUUUUUAAGUACACCAGAAGUAGGAAGCCCGUCAAAGACGCAGUGGGGCCACUAAAUGACAAAGGCAUUAAAGCAGCACUCAAGGAAGACAGGGCCAUUGCAGAGACACUAAAUGAAUUCUCUGCAUCAGUCUUCAUUGCAGAGGAUGUGAUGGAGAUGGCCACAUUAGAGCUAUUCUUUUUGGGCGACAAAUCUGAAGUACUGUCUCAAAUUGAUGUGUCAGUAGAAGAGGUUUUAGAACAAAUUGAUACACUAAACUGUAAUAAGUCACUGCGACCAGAUGGUCUUCACCCAAGACAGAUACAAGGAACAAUCUUCCCAGCUCCAAAUUUCAACCCAGUUAUGGAUGCCCAGAUGCUGGGGGGAGCCCUACAGGGGAUAGGUUGUGAAAAGGACAUGGUGAUUGAUAUUCUAACACAGCGUUGCAAUGCACAAAGACUUAUGAUUGCAGAGGCUUACAGGGACAUGUAUGGCAGGGAUUUGAUUAUGGACCUGAAAGAGAAUCUCUCUCAUCACUUCAAAGACGUCAUGGUUGGCCUGAUGUAUCCACCUGCAUCCUAUGAUGCCCAUGAGCUCAGGCAUGCUAUGAAGGGAGCAGAGAUGGAAGAGAACUGUCUAAUUGAUAUAUUAGCCUCAAGAUCAAAUGGGGAGAUCUUCCAAAUGAAAGAAGCCUACUUAAUGCAAUACAACAAUGAUAUUCAACAAGACAUUUAUUCUGAGACUUCAGGCCACUUCAGAGACACACUUACGAACCUCGCUCAGGGAACCCGGGAGGAAGGGUAUGCAGAUCCUGCUAUGGCUGCUCAGGAUGCAAUGGUCCUAUGGGAAGCAUGUCAGCAGAAAACAGGGGAACACAAAAACAUGAUGCAAAUGAUCCUGUGCAACAAGAGUUACCAGCAGUUGUGGAUGGUUUUUCAGGAGUUCCAAAACAUCUCUGGGCAAGAUAUAGUAGAUGCUAUUAAUGAAUGUUACGAUGGAUACUUUCAAGAACUGCUGGUAGCAAUAGUUCUCUGUGUUCGAGAUAAACCUUCCUAUUUUGCAUAUAGGCUUUACAAUGCAAUCCAUGAGUAUGGUUUCCAUAAUAAAACUGUUAUCAGGAUUUUGAUUGCCAGAAGUGAAAUAGAUCUGAUGAAUAUAAGACGACGAUACAAAGAGAGAUAUGGGAAAUCUCUGUUUCAUGAUAUCAAACAUUUUGCUUCAGGACAUUACGAGACAGCUUUACUUGCCAUCUGUGCUGGUGAUGCUGAAGAUUAUUAAAGGAAGAAGAUAAUGAAUUUUGAAAGCUGUAUGGAUCCAUUUUUAAUAGAAAUCCAAGCCGGCCACAUUUCCUAUAACUAUUAGUUAUUCCUGCUCUAUAUAAAAAAGUGGACGAAUCAAUGCUAGAUAUUUUCUAACUUUAAAUCUUUUUGAAAACAAGACAAGCGUACAAACUUGUUUUGUCAGGAAUAUGAUUUUUCCCAACUUGUG
Messenger RNA from Terrapene triunguis (Three-toed box turtle), 1671 nucleotides. RefSeq names its product annexin A10 (gene ANXA10). The record is from RefSeq and is a predicted model, not a curated record. NCBI's taxonomy places the organism in Eukaryota, Metazoa, Chordata, Testudines, Emydidae. The coding region runs from base 1 to 1461 and encodes 486 amino acids. Gene Ontology annotation, molecular function: calcium ion binding; calcium-dependent phospholipid binding. The transcript is spliced from 12 exons. Gene Ontology annotation, cellular component: cytoplasm.